Molecule: messenger RNA, 720 nt
Organism: Serendipita indica DSM 11827
Lineage: Eukaryota; Fungi; Basidiomycota; Agaricomycetes; Sebacinales; Serendipitaceae
Source: the annotation of a GenBank genome assembly
AUGCAAAACGGAUCAGCUCAUCACUCUCGUACAGCGACGAGUCACUCUUCAGGUAAUGCAGGCCUCGUCGCGUCCAAAUGGACAAAGUGGUCCGUUGGCUUGUUCGUGUUCUACUGGGUUUGCGUGUUCUUGGAUAGUAUCAAGCACCGGUGGUACAUCUUCGACCCAACAUACUUGCAUGAGCUCAGCCGAGACGCUAUUGCACACCACGGGAAUCAGACUGGAAAGAUGAUUGAUCACAUUGUUACCAAUCUGACAGCAACGUACGGGACAAAGCAUAUCAAUCCUCGUCAGGAUGAGUGGUUCUUCAAUAACGCCGGUGGUGCCAUGGGUACCAUGUAUGUUAUCCACGCCUCUGUUACCGAGUACCUCAUCAUCUUUGGAACUCCGAUGGGCACGGAGGGCCAUACUGGUCGUCAUACUGCAGAUGACUACUUUAACAUUCUCGUUGGAGAGGAGUGGGCCGCACUCCCUGGCGCAUUAGAGAUGGAGGUGUAUCCUGCUGGCUCCGUUCACCACCUCGUUCGCGGACAGGUAAAACAAUACAAGAUGCACCGUGGAUGCUUUGCUCUCGAGUACGCUCGUGGUUGGAUCCCGCCCAUGCUGCCAUUCGGCUAUGCCGAUGGUAUGCUCUCUACUCUCGACGUCUGGACGCUCUGGGACCAGACCUACGUCUCCGCUCGAGAGAUAAUCCGUAAUCUACUUGCAGGCAAAAUCUAG